UUAAAACAAAAAUAACAAUUAACUAUAAAAAUGCUUGGAAAGAAAAGUCACAACAAUUGCAACAAGCAACGCAACGUAUGUACAAAUGGUUAUGGAUGGAUAUUAGUUACGUGCUUAAUUUUAGGAUACAUUAGUUGUACAGACGGGGCCCCGGAAAAUGAGGAUAAUGAUUAUUAUGAUUAUGAUUAUGGGGAAGUGGAUAAUGAAAAUCCAGAUCCGUUGAUAACGAAUGUUAAGGAUCCACCGUAUUUUGAAAAAACACAAACAAAAGUAUUAGCCUCAGCCAACCAUGACGUUAUCAUGGACUGCGAUGUUAAAAAUAUGAACGCGAAUAAUGCUGUUGUUUGGUACAAGGACAAUACAAUCUACACUAACGGUCAAUAUGCUAUUAAUCAUCGAGUCGAAGGUUUGAGAAAUAAUUCUCUCUUAUUAAAAAAUAUACAAACCGAUGACGCAGGCAACUAUUAUUGUGAAGUAUUACCGCAAAAGAUACGUUUGCAUGUGAUUUUAGAGAUUGAACGAACAUUGACAAUACACUGUGAUGGUCGUGAGGUAUUGGAUCGUACCGUUGUCUACAAACAAAGCGAGUCACACAUUUGCAAGUGCAAAUCUCCCGGUUCAGAUAUAAACAACAUUAAAUGGUUUAUAAACGGGCAACCGGCCGAGGAAAUUGUCAAUGAAAUCGAUCGUAACACACUGAUAUUGAAUAACAUCGAUGCUCAUUACAGUGGGGUUUUUCAAUGUUUAGACGAUGAUGGCAGUGAGAAACCCAAGCACGGCAUGUUCAAUAUUUUGGUUAAUUACAUACCAAAAGUGACUACACAUCGUCAUCAUAUCAACACGAACAUCGGUAGUAACGCUGAACUUUAUUGCGAUUAUAAAAGUGAACCAAUUGCAGUUACCAGGUGGCUUAAGAACGGUCACUCUCUAAGUUACUCUGAAAAGUAUAUGAUUUCGUAUGCAAAGGAUAAACACUUCAAUCGUACAACACUUAUAGUGAACGAUGUAGCGGAAGAUGAUCUAGGCGAAUACGUUUGCCAAGCCGAGAACGCUCUGGGCACGAGUGAAUUGAAAACACAUCUUAUGCUGGAGCCUGAGAAAGGGCAAUUUGAAGAUAUUAAAAUACUCGGAAAUAAAGUUAUAUUAAAUUGGAUAGUUAGAAGCUUACAACCGUUAUCAGAAGCCGUAUUAGAUUACAAGCUGAAAGGUUCGUACACUUGGAGCACUACAACGGUAUUGCAUACACAACGUCAUGAUAGUGGCAUUUGGAAAAUCAGUCAUGAAAUGGAGCUUACGCCUGGCGAAUGGCAAACGCGAAUAAAAACCAGAAACACGGCGGGUUGGUCGAAAUUCUCAAUGCCGUACAUAUUCGUUAUUGAAGGCGGCGAAGAUUUUGAUAUACUACCAGAUGGCUGGAGUGAUCGCGUGAACGAUGUAAUGCUUGCCGGUUUCGGUGGUAGCCCAAAUAACACUACCAGUAGCUCUACCUCGACGAAAGCUCUUUCCUGUUUAAGUUUCUGCAGCAUUUUAUUACAUCUUAGUCAUAGAUUUCAUUAACGUGUAAAAGAAAACUUCUGUCUAUUGUUUUUGUUUAGUUAAUUUAUGCAUAAUUAUCUGUAAACA
Messenger RNA from Glossina fuscipes, 1623 nucleotides. Its product is annotated as peroxidasin homolog. The transcript is spliced from 7 exons. Bases 31 to 1557 code for a protein of 508 amino acids. Gene Ontology annotation, biological process: cell adhesion; axon guidance. Gene Ontology annotation, molecular function: protein binding. Gene Ontology annotation, cellular component: plasma membrane. The record is from RefSeq and is a predicted model, not a curated record. NCBI's taxonomy places the organism in Eukaryota, Metazoa, Arthropoda, Insecta, Diptera, Glossinidae.